Molecule: messenger RNA, 6691 nt
Organism: Danio aesculapii
Lineage: Eukaryota; Metazoa; Chordata; Actinopteri; Cypriniformes; Danionidae
Exons: 28
Biological process (GO): cell-matrix adhesion
Source: RefSeq, a predicted model, not a curated record
GACCCGUGCAAUAACUACACUGUGUUGGAUGAACCUUGGAGAGCCACAGAUAAUCGAUUCACCUUCGAUCUAAGGUGUGACACUUAUGUCAGCUGGAACGGCUGGUAUCGUCUCUUCGUCUACGGCCAAAGCGUUCACAUGCCGGACACGUGUGUUGAUCGGCUGAGCUGUGGCACUCAUGCCCCUCUGUGGCUAAACGGUUCACACCCACAAAUUGAGGAUGGAGUGGUGACCCGAGCUGUCUGUGGUCACUGGUGGGGCGACUGCUGCGCUUUUAAGUCUAAUCCCAUUAGAGUGAAAGCUUGCCCAGGAAACUACUACGUCUAUGAAUUUGUCAGACCUAGUUUCUGCUAUGGGACCUACUGUGCAGAUGUCAGGAACACUAGUAUCAGUGUUUCAACUGUGACUCCACAGACUGCCUUGACUGCUUUUCAGAUUGAUCCCUGCUACAACUAUACAGCCCUGGAUGAUCCAUGGAGGGCAAUAGACUAUCAGUUAUCAUACAACUGUGAUGCUAGUUUGAGUUGGGUUGGCUGGUAUCGUCUCUUCCUCAAUGGUCGAAAUGCUCAGAUGCCAGAGACAUGUGUUGCUCAGCUUAGAUGUGGCACUGUUGCUCCACUAUGGGUAAAUGGUCAACACCCAAGAGUUGAAGAUGGAGUGGUCACCCGAGAUGUCUGUGGCCACUGGAGCGGUGACUGCUGCAAUUAUAUAUUUGAUCCCAUGAAAGUGAAAGCCUGCCCUGGCAAUUAUUAUGUGUAUGAGUUCAAAAACCCAGUGUUCUGCUCUACGGCAUACUGCGCAGAACUCAGCAAUGGUACCAACUAUCUAACUGUCACACCACCGACCACAGCAACUGAUGUCAGAACUCCCGUCUCUGAGCCGUGCACUCAGUACAGUAUUCUUGAUGAUGGCUGGAGAGGUUUAGGGGUACUCGGCCACAAUUCCCCAUACAAUGUCCACGAUGACACUCUUGUUGAAUGGAGCGGCUGGUAUCGGCUGUAUUUGAAUGGCACAAGUGCUCAGCUCUCUGAGUGGUGCGUGAGCUACUCAGAAUGUGGUGGUGAAACUGGACUAUAUCUUAAUGCCUCUCAUCCCAAACUUGAAGAUGGAGUGGUGACCCGUGAUGUGUUAGGAAUGACAUCAGGGUGGUAUUUCAGCCAAUGUGGCAACUAUAGAUCCACCUCCAUCCAAGUCAAAGCCUGUCCAGGAGAUUAUUACGUCUAUGAACUCGUCAAACCAAGCAGAUUUAUGCCUAGGCCUACAUACUGUACAGUUGCUUUCAACAACAUCAGUAAUGAUCCUUGUUACAAUUAUGAAUCUCUGGAUCGUCCCUGGAGAGCCACAAAUGAAAGUGGUUUCUUCAUCUGUGAUGGCGCUUUCACCUGGAACGGCUGGUACCGACUUUUCUGCAAUGGAAUGAACAUCCAAAUGCCAGAGAGCUGUAUUGGUGCAAACGGAUGUAACACACAAAACAGUCUGUCACUCAUCAGUCCUCACCCUCAGAUAGAGGAUGGAGUGGUGAUCAGGGAGGUCUGUGGGAGUGUGGGGUUUGGCUGCUGUGCUUAUAGAUCAACACCUAUUAGAGUCAAAGCUUGCCCAGGCGAUUACUAUGUGUAUGAAUUAUCUGAUCCAUCAUUCCCCUGUUCAGGAUAUUGUAUAGAUGUCAGCACACUAUCUCAGCUUCCCACUACAAGUCCAGCUGCCAUCACUGGAUCCAGCAUUACCUUGAAUUAUGACCCGUGCUAUAACUACAACAGUCUUGACAAUUACUGGAGAAGCACAUACAAUAACUGGUUGGUGGAUGAACAUGCAUGCGAUGACUCUCGUGUUCACUGGGAUGGCUGGUAUCGACUCUUUAUCAAUGGGUCAAGUGCUGAGAUUCCCGAGUGGUGUUUCACUUAUAUGUCAUGUGGAGGUUACGUUUCCCUUUGGCUUGGUGGCCCCCACCCACAACUUGAAGAUGGAGUUGUUACUCGAAAGGUUUACGGCUCUCGUUAUAACCAGUGCAACAACUACAGAUCAGACCCGAUCCAAGUCAAAGCGUGUCCUGGAAAUUACUAUGUCUAUAAACUUAUUAGGCCUAAGCUAACAAUCCCAGCUCCUGUAUAUUGUGCAGUUUCAUUUAACACCCCUAAUACUGACCCCUGCUACAACUAUACCAGUCUGGAUGAGCCUUGGAGAGCCAGGAACAAUUCUUACUUCGGUUAUAUGUGUGAUUAUAAUGUUAACUGGAAUGGCUGGUAUAGGUUGCUUUACAAUAAUCAGAGUGUCCAAAUGCCAGAUUCAUGUGUUAGCAAUGGCAUGUGUGGCAGUUAUCAGCCACUUUGGCUCAACGGCUCCCACCCAAGACUAGAAGAUGGAGUGGUCACCCGACAAGUCUGCAGUCCCACCUGGACUGACUGCUGUGGUUACACAUCUCAUCCAAUACAAGUCAAAGCCUGUCCUGGAAACUACCAUGUGUACAAGUUUACUAAGCCAUCAUUCUGUUCAUCUUAUUGUGCAGAUGUUAGAGAAAUUAGCAACUUAUUAGCAUCUACAACAGCAGUGACAAUAUCAACCCAAGAAUCUCCCAUAGCAACCUCAGCUGAUCCUUUAGACCCCUGCUAUAACUACACGGUGCUCGAUAAUUAUUGGAGAUCAGUUAACAAUACACAGUUCUCCUCCAUACGGUGUGAUUCGUCUGUCAGCUGGAAUGGCUGGUAUCGCCUCUACAUUGGUGGCCAGAGCGCUCAGAUGCCAGACACAUGUGUUAAUACGUCUAGGUGUAGUACUGAAUCCCCUCUGUGGCUAAAUGGAGAACAUCCACGAGUCGAGGAUGGAGUGGUGACUCGAAGUAUCUGUGGUCACUGGAACAAUGACUGCUGCUAUUUUAAAUCCAAUUCCAUUCAAGUGAAAGCCUGCCCUGGAAGUUACUACGUCUACGAGUUUGUUUCGCCAAGUUUUUGUUUUGGGACCUACUGUGCAGAAGUCACUACUUCCAGCUCUGACCCAUGCUUUGGAUACAAUGUUAUUGAUGAAAAUUGGAGAGACUUGCGCCAGGAUUACCAUAACUAUUAUUCAUUCUAUGGCCAUGAUGACACUCUUGUUGAAUGGAAUGGCUGGUAUAGGCUGUAUUUGAAUGGAAAAAAUGCUCAGCUCUCAGAGUGGUGCGUGACGCAAUCAGGAUGUGGUGGUGAUAUUGCACUGUUUCUCAAUGGUUCUCAUCCACGGCUUGAGGAUGGGGUGGUGGCCCGUGAAGUUUUGGGUACAUGGUCAAGCUCGUCAUUGGUUUGGUGGUGGUGGUGGUAUACGUGGAGCUUCGGCAUCUCCAAGCAGUGUGGCUACUAUAAAUCCGCCUCCAUCCAAGUUAAAGCUUGUCCAGGAGAUUAUUAUGUCUAUGAACUACUCAGACCCAAUGCCUCAAUGAUCAGACCUGCGUACUGUACAGUUGCUUUUGACAGUAUCAAUAAUGAUCCUUGUUACAACUAUGAAUCUCUGGAUCGUCCCUGGAGAGCCACAAAUGAAAGUGGAUUUUCUGUUACUGAUGAAUUUUUCUCCUGGAACGGCUGGUACCGACUUUUCUACAAUGGAAUGAACAUCCGAAUGUCAGAGAGCUGUGUUGGUAGAUACGUCUGUAAUGCGUUUAGUGGUCUGUCACUCAAGGGUCCUCACCCUCAGAUAGAGGAUGGAGUGGUGAUCAGGGAGGUCUGUGGAGGCGAAAUGUUUGGUUGUUGUGCUUUCAGAUUAACAGCCAUCAGGGUCAAGGCUUGCCCAGGCGAUUACUAUGUCUAUGAAUUUGUGAAGCCUCUAACAUACUCAAAUUCAGGGUAGUGCACAGAUAUUAGUACUAUAACAGAAGCCUUUUCCUCUACUAGCCCGGCUUUGGCUAUUGGGUCCAGCAUGUCCACUUACAUCAGAGAUUAUGACCCAUGCAAUGACUACAACAUUCUUGACAACCACUGGAGAAGCACAUUAAAUUAUGGGUCUCAAUAUCAAUAUGACGACAGUCGUAUUGAAUGGCAUGGCUGGUAUCGACUCUACAUUAAUGGAAUUAGCACUAAGAUGCCUGAGUGGUGUUUCAUUUAUAUGUCAUGUGGAGGUUUUAGUUCUCUGUGGCUUGGGGGACCUCAUCCUCAGUUAGAAGACGGAGUUGUUACUCGAGAAGUCUACGGCUCUGUUAAUGACCAAUGCCGUUCCUUUCAAUCCAACCCAAUCCAAGUCAAAGCUUGCCCUGGAAAUUACUAUGUCUACGAAUUAAAAACCCCAAAAAUAUCAAUUCCAGCUCCUACAUAUUGUGCAGAUCCAUUUACCACUCCAAGUGUUGACCCUUGCUACAACUACAAAAAUCUUGAUGAGCCAUGGAGAGCCACUGACCACUCAUAUUACAGUAAAAAUUAUUACUCUGUAAUGUGUGAUUAUAAUGCUUGGUCCUGGUAUGGCUGGUACAGGCUCUUCUACAAUGGUCAGAGUGUCCAGAUGCCAGAGUCAUGUGUUAGUGCUGGUAUGUGUGGCACGAACUACCCACUUUGGCUCAAUGGCUCCCAUCCACAACUAGAAGAUGGAGUGGUCACCCGAGAAGUCUGUGGUUCCUCAUUGAAAGACUGCUGUGGAUUCAAAUCUCAUCCCAUUCAAGUCAAAGCUUGUCCAGGAAACUAUUAUGUAUAUGAGUUUGUCAGGCCACAUUUAUGCUCUGCUUAUUGUGCAGAUAUCAGCGUUAUAAAUACAACAACAACAACAAAUAUUUCCUCAGGACCAUUUUAUCCAUUUGGAUUCGGAGACAAAGAAACUAAUCGUUCUGAUGAUGGCAUUUCAUCAGUCAUCUAUUUUCGACGACCAUUUAUAUUUUUUGGACAGGCAUACAACCAAGUAUAUAUCAGCAACAAUGGAUUCUUGACUUUUGAUUGGCCAUGGUACAGCUACUAUCCAUACCAAUUCCCAGGUUAUGGUGGACAAGAUAUCAUUGCUCCAUUGUGGGCAGAUAUUGAUAACCGCUUCACUGGUGUCAUUUCGUAUCAGCAGUACACCUCCGGCAGUGUGAUUUCAAAUGCCACACAAGAUAUUAACCAAUACUUUACUGACCUGCGCUUCUCUGCUACUUGGGUCUUUGUGAUAACAUGGGACAGAGUUCCAUAUUAUCCAAUUUCACGAACCGAAACAUCUUUUCAAGUGGUUUUCAUUUCCGAUGGCCAUUUAUCCUUUAUUUUGAUGAAUUAUGGAACAGUUGCUCCAACUCAUCGAUUUGUACAGGCUGGUUAUGACACCAACAGUUCUAGAUGCUACUUCUCAAUUACGGGUUCGCUACAGAGUGACAUCACAAACUUAACCUACAGCAGCAAUGUCAAUGUGCCUGGCAGAUGGGCCUUCAGAACAGAUCAUAGAACACGCGGUUGUCAGUUAAAUGCUGAAGAAGAUCAUUGUUCAAAGUUCAGCUGCACUGAGAAUGAACAUUGUGAGGAGAAAAAUGGUGUUUAUGGCUGUUCUUGCAAGAAGAACCAUCACAGAUCUCAGCCUUCAGCAGCAGACUCCUUUGACUUCACUGAAACCUGUGAAAACAGCUAUGGCUCCAUAUCUCUGUCUCGCUGUCAGCUUUUUGAUGCUGGCUUUCCUUCUGACAUCUUGCACCUCAAUGACCCCAACUGCAGAGGAACAGUCCGAGAUGGCCAAGUGGAGUUCUACUUUGACAGCUAUGAACACGUCUGUGGCACAAGUUUAACAGCCAAUGGCACACACAUCAUCUAUGAGAACUUUAUUGUGGGAGAACCAAACAUAUCUGGACUUCUCAUUAGCAGAACAAAAGCCCUGAAGCUUUCUUUCAGCUGUGUUUAUUUGCAAACACAAACACUCUCCAUGGACAUCAACCCUCUUGAGAGCACUGUGCAUAAGACCCUUCCUGUUGGUAAAGGUACAUAUCGGGUCCGAAUGAUUCCAUACCAGGAUGCAGAAUUCAUCCACCCCUUCGCUGGUAGCGUGGCUGUGGAGGUGAGCAAACAUAUUUUUGUGGAGGUUCGCGUUGAUGGUGUUGACGGUCGUCAGUUUGCCUCAGUGAUCGACCAAUGCUGGGCUACACCUGUGAAUGAUCCUCAUGAUCCUGUCCGCUGGGACCUCAUUAUUGACAGGUGUCCCAAUCCAAAUGAUGUUACAGUGGAGCUGGUGCAGAAUGGCGUUUCCACAUUCAGCCGUUUCUCAUUUGAGAUGUUUGCCUUCACUGCAAACUCCACAAAGGUUUACCUGCACUGCGCUAUUCACCUUUGCCUUCUGACACACAAUCACUGCUCAGUGAACUGUGACUCUGAACACCACAGGAGAGAAGAAAGAUCCGCAGAUAUUCAUGACAGCGCUCCCAUAUCCUUGGGUCCGUUUACGUGGUCUGAAAAUGACAAAGAUUUGCCGGUGCCACGCCAAGUGCUAGUAGCAAGAGCUCCAUAUCUGAGUGUUUCUCUUACUGUAUUGCUUAUUUCUCUGAUGUGUUUGCUGAAGUUCUUCUAGAAUAUUUCCACUAAGGAACUUUACAUGUCUAAUCUAAACUGUUUAUCUCUUCCUUAACCUCUGAAAAUCUCUGGCACUGAUUCCACAUCGUUACAAACUUUCUAUAUACAGGAUCAGUUAAUUAAAAGUUUUUUACAUUUACAAAAUUAUGUCUAUCAGAUUCUACUGAUUUGUAUCAGAUUCUGUAAGUCUAUAUACAAUAAACCAUUAAAUAAUGAGAUUAUGC